UUAAGAAGUGACAUAUCAAUCGAGUGGCUUACUCGUAGCUGCGCACUUUUCUGUUCGAGCGCAUACCAAGUGCGCACUGGUAUUUUGGCCUGACAGAACAUUCGAGUUGGUUCGCUCGUACGGGCGCAGCUAAUUUACAUAUAUCGCGUGCGGGCCAUCGUCCAUUCUCGUGACAGUCUACAACUGGUACGCGGUAAAAUUUACAAGAAAAUGAAUUUUGGUACACGUGUAUUCGCCUUCCUCCUUGUGUUAUCAAUGAUCGCGUGGCAAGCGUUGGCAGGAAGCGUCCCAGGUCCUGCCAACCAAAUUAAUCCAAUAGACGUGCUUUUUAUGAUCGAUGGUUCAGGGAGUGUGACUCCUCGAGGCUUCGACAAGCUACGCUUGUUGCUCAAACAAAUAAUAGAUGGUAUGUCGUGUAUAGACUACUUUUCGCCAAAAGGAUGCCACGUUGCAUUGAUCCAGUUUAGUUCAAGGAAGCUGACGAAAGUGGAAUUCAACUUGGAUACUUUUAACAACAAAGAAGAUAUGAAAACGGCCAUCGAGGACAUGGUUUACCAGAGAAAGUACACCUACACCGGAUAUGCGAUGAAACUAGCCGAAGAAAGGGUUUUCAACGGCAGGGGCGGCGAUCGUCCAGGCGCAAAGAACGUUAUCAUGCUUUUCACCGACGGCCACGCCGCUGACCCCCAUAUUGCACAGGCAGUCACGAAGAGCAUGAAGUCGCAGGGCGAUCACGUAAUGACGGUUGGGUUUGGCCCCAAGAAAUACAUCAGUAGAUUUGAAAAGGAAUUGAAAACGAUGUCGUCCAAUAGAGAGAAAGACGUGUUUUUAAACGCUUUCGACGAGAGGGAGAACAUCGUGAAACGCUUGGUCGAGACGUCCUUACCUAAAAGCGACUGUUCAAUCGCCCCGUGUUUAAAUGGUGGAAGAUGUCAGAAUCAAGGGAGGACGGCUUUGUCUGCCACUGCCCGGAGAAGUACAAAGGAACUAUAUGCGAGAUAAAGAAAGGUCCCUGCUACAGCGAUCCGUGUCUAAAUGACGCGGCGUGCGUAGAGAACGGUGAUGAGUUCAAAUGCGUCUGCAGUGAUGAAUUCCAAGGCAAGCUGUGCGAGAAAGCAAAAGUCGUCUGCAAAACGAGGAACACGGACAUCUUGUUCAUCAUUGACGACUCUCGAAGCGUGAGGCGCAGCGAAUACGAAUUGAUGAAGAACUUCAUCAUACAGUUGACAAAUCGUUUUAACAUUUCCGAGGACCAAAGUCGCGUAGCUUUGAUUCAAUUUAGCGCCCAAGCGACCACGGUCAUAAAGUUUCACUUUGACGAAUAUUACGAUAAAGCCUCGCUGACGAGCCGGAUUAAUGGCUUGCAGCUGAGUGAUGGCAGCGCCACAAACACUGACUUUGCUUUAAAAAUGGCCAGGGAACAGAUUUUUAAUGGCCGGCGGGGCGAUAGGUCGGAUGUUCGCAACGUCAUAAUUCUCAUGACCGAUGGUGAGUCACAUGACAACGAUGCCGCCAUCCGGGAAGCGGCGUUGCUAAAGACUGACGUGAGCAUCAUUGCGAUAGGAGUUGGCAAAGGGGACGCACAGGACAGCGAGGCAGAAAAUGGCGGGACCUUUUUCGCUUUCCUCGAAGACCUUUCCUCGGGAACGGAUUACACUUUCGGAGUCAGUUUCGCGAGACUCGACACGAUCAUCGACGGCGUGAUAAAGGCUGCUUGCGAGAAUCUCCAGGACACGUAAACCCGAUAAUCUCAAAGAAUUAUAUAUAGCACUUGUUGAAUUGUCGUCAUAACCCAGAAAAAAUAGACCUGAGUGUGGUGGUGAACUCAAAUAAGACUGGAACUCUAGCUCCGUCGGAAGUUUCCGAGGCCUGGAUCAUACCAACAAGAAAGGUUUCGUGUUCCGCCAUCUUGGCUUCACUCAUUAAUGACGGAAUGUCAGAGAGCUAGCGUUUCAGUCUUAUUUGAGUUCACUGGAUUGCAGUGGCGUAGGAACCUCGUACCCAGAGUCUUUUAGCGGAGGUAAAGACCCGGGUACGAGGUUGGAAUCAGGGGGGGGGGCUAGGUUUUACCACCAAAAAAUUAUAUUGUCAUAUUUUAAUAAACAAAUGACAGUUAACGCAAUAUAUUUAGAACUUCAAUUUCACGCCAGAAAGCGCGGGGAAUUAUUUUUCCGAGUCUCAAUUUUCCAAUUUUCUAGCAGCGAAGUUGACAAUGCAUUAUGGGGAACCACCUGCAAUCCCGCAAUUAUAGUGCAAUUCUGGAACGGCCAAUAAGAGAGGGGGGAAGAUGUAUAGAGUCGAGUCAGCCCAGCUAUACCUGGGACGGUAAACACUAUUUACACAGGUAAAUGAGGAUAUUUGACAGCCAUCUGGGAAGCCAAAUUUUGUUUUUGACGGUGGGAUCGCCAACCGUGCCAACAUAAUAAUAAAAAGGACUGGCACUGAUCCAAAUUAAACGAAAGGCCGAUAA
Messenger RNA from Dendronephthya gigantea, 2470 nucleotides. Its product is annotated as matrilin-3-like. The transcript has 8 exons. Lineage: Eukaryota; Metazoa; Cnidaria; Anthozoa; Malacalcyonacea; Nephtheidae. Bases 930 to 1739 code for a protein of 269 amino acids. The record is from RefSeq and is a predicted model, not a curated record.